Messenger RNA from Habropoda laboriosa, 1329 nucleotides. RefSeq names its product sphingomyelin synthase-related 1 (gene SMSr). The record is from RefSeq and is a predicted model, not a curated record. Gene Ontology annotation, biological process: ceramide biosynthetic process. NCBI's taxonomy places the organism in Eukaryota, Metazoa, Arthropoda, Insecta, Hymenoptera, Apidae. Gene Ontology annotation, cellular component: endoplasmic reticulum membrane; Golgi membrane. The transcript has 5 exons. Gene Ontology annotation, molecular function: protein binding; sphingomyelin synthase activity; ceramide cholinephosphotransferase activity. The coding region runs from base 1 to 1329 and encodes 442 amino acids.
AUGUCUGAAAAAAAUGUGGCUGAGUGGACACAAAAUGAUGUGACAGAGUGGCUUAGUGAAACUGGACACGAAAAAUUUGUUACUUUAUUCUUUGAUCAUGAAAUUGAUGGAAAGGUGCUUUUAACUCUAAAAGAAGAUGAUUUAAAGCUAAUAGCUACGAAUAUAAAGAAAAUUGGUGAUAUAAAAAGACUCUACAUUAGCAUAAAACAAUUACAAAGAGAUAACAUGGCAGUAUUAUUUGAACUGGGAUAUAUUGACAUAUUUCCUUCACCAAAUUUUUACAAUCAUCAUAAACAAGAAAUGCCUAAUAGUGGUAUAAAUAAUGAAGGUUCUAUCGAACAUGAAUUUUAUUCAGCAUCUGUGUCAGAAGAUGGUCAUGCAUCACAUUUACCACCUGAAAUUUGGAAAACAUUCAUUAGUUUGGCAUAUUUAUUUAUUGUUACAUGGAUUACUGCCUUUGUGAUGGUCAUUGUUCAUGAUAGAGUGCCUGAUAUGAAAAAAUAUCCUCCGUUACCUGAUAUAUUUUUAGAUAAUGUUCCACAUAUUCCUUGGGCAUUUGACAUGUGCGAAGUUACAGGAACUAUACUUUUUGCAAUAUGGCUCAUCGUACUAAUUUUUCACAAGUACAGGUUUAUCUUAUUGCGACGAUUUUUUGCUUUAUCUGGUACAGUCUUCCUGUUAAGAUGUGUUACAAUGCUUAUUACUUCCUUAUCAGUACCAGGUGCACAUUUACAAUGUCAGCCACGGAAGGUUCCUGAAGAUUGGACAAGUUCUGCAUAUGUAGAACUAUAUAAUAAGAUUGCUAUGGCUUAUGUUAUAUGGCGUGGUGCUGGUAUGUCUAUUCAAGGAGUCAGAACUUGUGGUGAUUACAUGUUUAGUGGACAUACUGUUGCCCUUACUAUGUUAAAUUUUUUCAUUACAGAAUAUACACCAAGGGAAUUAUAUUUCUUACAUACCUUUACAUGGAUGCUCAAUAUGUUUGGUAUAUUUUUUAUCUUAGCAGCACACGAACAUUAUUCCAUUGAUGUUUUCGUAGCUUUUUAUAUUACUUCCCGAUUGUUUCUUUAUUAUCAUACAUUAGCAAAUAAUCAAGCAUUGAUGCAACGCGAUUCAAACAGAACCAGAAUUUGGUUUCCAUUAUUUAGUUUUUUUGAAUCUUCUGUCGAUGGAAUCGUUCCGAAUGAAUACGAAUCUCCAUCUUUAAUUAUUUGUAAUCUAGUAUGUACAGGAAAAGACAUAUGGUGUUUGGUACGAUCCUCAAUUUGCUUCCGUAAGUCAAGGCGCAAUGUAAAUGGCAGUGUAAAAAAUAGCACAAAAAAAGAACACUAA